Molecule: messenger RNA, 1555 nt
Organism: Loxodonta africana (African savanna elephant)
Lineage: Eukaryota; Metazoa; Chordata; Mammalia; Proboscidea; Elephantidae
Gene: GABRA1
Product: gamma-aminobutyric acid type A receptor subunit alpha1
Exons: 9
Coding region: 185-1555 (456 amino acids)
Biological process (GO): signal transduction; regulation of postsynaptic membrane potential; chloride transmembrane transport
Cellular component (GO): neuron projection; synapse; postsynapse
Molecular function (GO): GABA-gated chloride ion channel activity; benzodiazepine receptor activity; GABA-A receptor activity
Source: RefSeq, a predicted model, not a curated record
GUGGAGAAUGGAUGGUCCAGGUUUCCAUUGCUUCCAAUGAGGUGUCAUAUCCCAGUGAGGUCAUUUCCUGACUUCAAAGCAUUCAUCUGAACUGCCUCAGUCAGCCCUAGUGGUUAGAACCUGAUGUUUCUUGCAAGAGACAUUGAUCUCCACUUGUUCUACUUUUCAGCUGCACAAGCUCGCGAUGAAGAGAAGUCCGGGUCUCUCUGACUAUCUUUGGGCCUGGACCCUCCUUCUGAGUGCAUUGACUGGAGGAAGUUUUGGACAGCCCUCAUUACAAGAUGAACUUAAAGACAAUACCACUGUCUUCACCAGAAUUUUGGACCGACUCCUUGAUGGUUACGACAAUCGCCUGAGACCGGGUUUGGGAGAGCGUGUAACUGAAGUGAAGACUGACAUCUUCGUCACCAGUUUCGGACCCGUUUCAGACCAUGAUAUGGAAUAUACUAUAGAUGUAUUUUUCCGUCAAAGCUGGAAGGAUGAAAGGUUAAAAUUUAAAGGACCCAUGACAGUUCUUCGGUUGAAUAACCUAAUGGCAAGUAAAAUCUGGACUCCAGACACCUUUUUUCACAAUGGAAAGAAGUCAGUGGCCCAUAACAUGACCAUGCCCAACAAACUCCUGCGGAUUACAGAGGAUGGAACGUUGUUGUAUACCAUGAGGCUGACGGUGAGAGCUGAAUGUCCAAUGCACUUGGAAGACUUCCCUAUGGAUGCCCAUGCCUGCCCACUAAAAUUUGGAAGCUAUGCUUAUACGAGAGCAGAAGUUGUUUAUCAGUGGACCAGAGAGCCAGCACGCUCAGUAGUUGUAGCGGAAGAUGGGUCACGCCUCAACCAGUAUGAUCUUCUUGGGCAAACAGUAGACUCUGGGAUUGUUCAGUCCAGUACAGGAGAAUAUGUUGUUAUGACCACUCACUUCCAUUUGAAGAGAAAGAUUGGCUAUUUUGUUAUUCAAACAUACCUGCCAUGCAUAAUGACAGUUAUUCUGUCCCAAGUCUCCUUCUGGCUCAACAGAGAGUCUGUACCAGCGAGAACUGUCUUUGGAGUAACAACUGUGCUGACUAUGACAACGUUGAGUAUCAGUGCCAGAAAUUCUCUCCCUAAGGUGGCUUAUGCCACAGCAAUGGAUUGGUUCAUUGCAGUGUGCUAUGCCUUUGUGUUCUCAGCGCUGAUUGAGUUUGCCACAGUAAACUAUUUCACCAAGAGAGGCUAUGCUUGGGAUGGCAAAAGUGUGGUUCCAGAAAAGCCAAAGAAAGUGAAAGAUCCUCUCAUUAAGAAAAACAACACUUAUGCUCCAACUGCAACCAGCUACACCCCUAAUUUGGCCCGGGGUGACCCUGGCUUAGCCACCAUUGCUAAAAGUGCAACCAUAGAACCGAAAGAAGUCAAGCCAGAAACAAAACCACCAGAACCCAAGAAAACCUUUAACAGUGUCAGCAAAAUUGAUCGACUGUCAAGAAUAGCCUUCCCACUGCUAUUUGGAAUCUUUAACUUAGUUUAUUGGGCUACAUAUUUAAACAGAGAGCCUCAGCUAAAAGCCCCUACUCCACAUCAAUAG